ACGCUGGGAAAGGGGGAGGGUUGUUGUGGAGCAUGGUUGGCGUUGAGAGUGUACUUCUUAGUCAGACGGAGGAUUUCCCCACAGUUGGGAGGUAGCAUUGAUUUAUUUCCCCCCCAUCCGCAGUCCCCCGCUCUCCGGAGCGGCGAAUGCGACAAAGGAGGGGCUGAUAUUCAUGUCGGAAUCAGCUGAGUCAAAGCGGCUGGGUUUCUGAUCAGAGGGCGAAGGGCUGUGUUCAUUGCCCCCUUUCGGGAGAGCGGCCAUGGGGGUGAAGCUGAGGGAUUUCGGCAUCGUCUUAGUCGGUGAGGAGCUGGGCGGCUACUCGAGCGGGGACCUGGUGUCGGGCCAGGUGUUGCUGGAGCUCAGUGAGAGCCUGGCGGUGACGGCCCUGCGGCUGGAAGCCAGAGGCUGCGCCCGCGUCAACUGGAUCGACAAGGUGGCGGCUUCGGUCUCGACGGCGGUGCCCACCAGGUACCGGGAGGAGGUGGUUUACCUGCAGCAUCGGCAAACCCUGCGAGAGGCGCCAGGUAAUCAAGGGUGCUUCAUGUUGCAACCGGGAAAGCAUGAAUUCCCAUUUACCUUUCAACUACCACAAGGGCCUUUGGUUACAUCCUUCAAUGGGAAAUACGGCAGUGUUAAAUAUUGGGUGACAGCAAUAUUGGAGCGGCUGUACGUGCCAAACCAAAUUGUGAAAAGAGAAUUCUGUGUGACAAGUCAAAUUGAUGUUAAUGCACCAAAUUUUCUGUCUUCAGUGUCAAAAAGUGAAGAGAAGACAAUUGGUUGUUGGUUUUUUACCUCUGGACCAAUAUCCCUAAGUGCUAAUAUUGAGAGAAGUGGGUUCUGUAAUGGUGAAGCAAUCCCAAUCUACGCAGAGUUUGAGAAUUGUUCCUCACGCCUUAUUAUGCCAAAAGCUGCCAUUUUUCAAACACAGACUUACCUUGUAAAUGAGAAAACCAAGACCUUUCGACAAACGAUUGCAAACGUUCGUGGAAACCAUGUUGCUUCUGGUAGUACAGAGUCAUGGAAUGGGAAAGCUCUUAAAAUUCCACCGGUGACUCCCUCCAUCCUAGACUGCAGUAUCAUCAGAGUGGAAUAUUCUUUAGCUGUCUAUGUACACAUUCCGGGUUCUAAAAAACUAAUGCUUGAGCUUCCUAUAGUAAUCGGCACCAUCCCGUACAGCAGCUUUGCAAGCAGAACAUCGAGUAUGUGCAGCCAGUUCAGUAUGGACAUGAGUUGGCUCCAGCUUGCUCUACCAGAACAGCCUGAAGCUCCACCCAACUAUGUUGAUGUUGUGUCUGAGGAAGACCUUGCCAGGCAAUUGCCAACCCUUCCACAGGCUGAUCAUUUGGAGCAUGAAUUUGGGAGUCCAAUGUUUGCUUACAUUCAGGAGUUCAGAUUUCAGCCGCCACCAAUUUAUUCAGAGGUUGACCCAAACCCUACCUUCACAGAAGAAAUGCAAUGAGAAGUAUCAUUUGAAAUUUGACAGAGGUGUUUUAUCUCAUUUACAUUUGUUCAUCAUGUGGUUGGCUUAAAAUUAAGCAUUAAAGAAGUAUGGAGCAUCUUCAGCAUUGCAAGAGGAUUUGAAAGGAAGCGAACGUUGGCCUGUCGUGGGUUGAUCGAUAGACAGAAUAACGAGAGUUUGGGGAAAAGAAGGAGCUAAAAGUGGCUAAUAUGUGCAAGAUGCGUAAAUAUUAAAUUUGCACUGAAGAUUGGAAAUAAAUACAAAGUUUAGCCAACCUGCACACUACAGAGCAAUAAAAAAGCCCUCCAUUCCUAAAAUGAGUCCCUGACAGAACCUAAACUUCACCUUCAUUAAACAAUAAUUUAUGCUGAACGGAAGGGGGAUAAUCUUCCAGUCACUGGUGCAGUAAUAGCUAUUAAUGUGAGGAGGGUUCACUACCACUAAAUGACCACUAUGUUUGUCAGUUAAAGGGACAGAAAGCAGUUUGGACUAUUGAAGACAGUUAGUUUGUUGAAAAAGCUGAAGAUUAAUGUUUACAUUUGUUUUUCUGUGUCCUCUUAAAACACUUGUACAAUGUUGCCUUUUACAAAGGGUGUUUUCCAGUUCUCAAAAUUACUUUCAAUGUUUUUUUAAUGUCAAGCAAAAGUAAUCACGUAUCUGUAUUUGUAAAGUAACCAAAGAGUACAAUCUUGGACCUUUUUCAGUUUAAAAAUUUGCACUCUUAGAUCUUAAAGGGAAUACUGUGUCUAAUUAUCCAAUUGUUGCCUUUACAAAUGUAGACCAGCUAAUGGAGUUGUAAAUGACAAUUUGAGUGCAAAAGUGUUUAUUUGCCUAAAUUCUUAUCCCAGUAUUGGGAAGUGGGGAGUUGGGAUUGAAUAGUUUAGGGGAUAGAGGAGAUACUCUGGAUGGUUCUGCACGAUCUUAAGCUCUUCAUUACAAAGGACUAUCUGAUGUGUGGCUGCAUUUUUUUUUGCCGUAUGUUUUCUAUAAAGGUGCUUACAGCUUGGUAUUUGAAAGAAUGAUCUUUUUGGCUACAUAAAAAUUACAAGAUGAUGAUGAAAGACUUGAAAGGACUGUAAUUGAAAUAUAGGGCAAAAUGCCAAAUUUACAUAUAAAGUGCCCCCCCCCCCCCCGAGUUAAUAUUUUACAAAAAAAAAGCCAAAAACUGAAACUUUGCUGGGUGGUGCAUUAGCUCACCCUUUUUCUUUGGGUAUGAUCAAAAUUACAGUACUACCCUUGCCAUAUUAGUGGAUGAGAAACAAAAGACUUAUUUUGACUGUUAAAGUUUCAAGUAUGAGAGUUAUUUUACAAUUAAAGCUCUUUGAGGGAAGGCACUUGUGUGAAUGAAGGCUUGCGUUUAAGCAUCUAUGAAAUGCACUAUUGCAUUUCAUAGGAAUGCUUUUAGCAAAAAUUAUUUUACUGCUUACUACUUUAUCUCUGUCUUGUGCUGCUGAUUUUCUGCUCUUAGAACUCCAAUUUGAUUUCUGAUUUGUAAGUUUAAUGGUGCAAUAUUGUGUUUCUCAGGGCUUUGAUGCAAUGCACUGUUGGUUUCCACUUCCAGCGAUUAAACUCUAAGUUUUCAAAUUGGUGCAAAGUCUCAUUCCGGACUUAGUAGUUUUAAAACUUCAUAGGUGAUGGUCAGUCAGACCACUAUCGGGAAGUGAGAGUUCUUCAGUCAGUUGGAAAAAUCAAUAUUUUCAUUGCAUCAGUACAAGUUGUAUCUGGCACCUUGAAUCUGCUUAUCAAAUUAUCUCUUUCAAUAUCUCAACCCUGUUUGAAAAUACUGGAGCCAAUGUUGAACCGGAUGUUCUUGAAGUUAAAAUUUAGAAUUUUUCAAUCUUCAUGUGUAAUUGUGGAAUGAAAUGUCUUAAGCAAAAUGAAAUAAAACUGAGCAAUGCACUUAGGCUUUAGUAAAUUAAAGCUUUGUUUUUCUUUGAACUGAAUUGUAUAGAAUCAAAUUUUGUAAUUUCAUAGCAUUGUUAAUGCCCCUUGUAGCUUGUAUGUCACUAACUGACAGUUUUUUGUCAACUAGAAACUAAUGAGGAAGAUGAGCAAUUUAAGUGGAAUAAAAAGCAUAAGCACAAAUAUUUAAGUAUUACUUGAAUGUGCAAUUAUAACUAUACAAUAAGCUAAAUGUGCAUUAUUCAAUUUAUUUGCCAUUAAAACUGUGACUUUUUUUCAACUUUUUACUUUUUGAUGCAAAGAGCAGUGUAUUUUGUACUAUUUAAUUU
Molecule: messenger RNA, 3690 nt
Organism: Stegostoma tigrinum
Lineage: Eukaryota; Metazoa; Chordata; Chondrichthyes; Orectolobiformes; Stegostomatidae
Product: arrestin domain-containing protein 4-like
Exons: 8
Coding region: 260-1459 (399 amino acids)
Biological process (GO): protein transport
Cellular component (GO): cytoplasm; plasma membrane
Molecular function (GO): ubiquitin-like ligase-substrate adaptor activity
Source: RefSeq, a predicted model, not a curated record